Dentiscutata erythropus is the source of this 459-nucleotide messenger RNA. Lineage: Eukaryota; Fungi; Glomeromycota; Glomeromycetes; Diversisporales; Gigasporaceae. The record is from the annotation of a GenBank genome assembly.
AUGUCGACUUGGCCUCCUACGGAUCCAGUUACUAUUCAUGAUACAAGUAGUUCCAAUUUUUGGACGUCGAAAGACAACGAUAUUGUGCUAGAAACUGGUUCUUCUAAGUCUGAUCAAAAUUGGAACCUUAUUCAAGAUGACGAUGAUGCUACUAUUAUCUAUAUUACUCAGGAUUCAGACGAAGCAAAUCUCGCAAUUACAUACGACCCUAACAAUUCAACUAAAUUUGUGUUGAAAGCUUACGUCUCUGGUAAUACGUAUCAACAAUUUGUAGUUUCUCCAGCAAGUGCCGAUAAACAUGUAAAUAUUGCUUGUAAAAAUAAAUUCACUACUACCUCUGGUUCAACUACAACUACAACAACUGAGUAUGCGAUAGCCAAGUCUGGAGAUGUCAAAGAUUCAAAAAUUGGCCCUGGAACUAAUGAUUCUAAGCAAUGGAUUGUCGAUACACAAGCUUAA